Molecule: messenger RNA, 1539 nt
Organism: Saccostrea cuccullata (small rock oyster)
Lineage: Eukaryota; Metazoa; Mollusca; Bivalvia; Ostreida; Ostreidae
Product: dehydrodolichyl diphosphate synthase complex subunit DHDDS-like
Exons: 8
Coding region: 121-1128 (335 amino acids)
Biological process (GO): polyprenol biosynthetic process
Cellular component (GO): endoplasmic reticulum; dehydrodolichyl diphosphate synthase complex
Molecular function (GO): ditrans,polycis-polyprenyl diphosphate synthase [(2E,6E)-farnesyl diphosphate specific] activity
Source: RefSeq, a predicted model, not a curated record
UUUUCGUUGCACACGUGUAGUUGACCUAGAUAAUGUCAAUCCUGUUGGUAAAGGAAGAAUGAGACUAAAAGGCAUUUUAGAGUUGUAAAAGUGAUUCACCUGUGUCGAUCGCAGAGUGGUAUGUCUUGGUUCCCGGAGAAGAAGUCAGGACAGAGCUGGGUACACAGGGUGUGUCAGAGGAUCCUCAGGACCGGCCCCAUACCCAGACAUGUGGCCUUCAUCAUGGACGGCAAUAGGAGGUUCGCUGUCAAGAACCACAUAGAGAGGGCCGAAGGUCACUUCAAGGGAUUCGAUAAACUGUCAGAGACCUUAGAGUGGUGUCUUGACAUAGGAAUAACAGAAGUAACUGUGUAUGCCUUCAGUAUAGAAAACUUCAAGCGGUCAAAAGAUGAGGUGGACUGUUUGAUGGAACUUGCCAGGCAAAAAUUUACCCGCUUGAUGCAGGAAAAGGAGCUGAUCCAGAAACAUCAGGUGUGUGUCCGUGUCCUUGGUAACCUGACUCUGUUGCCUUUGGAUAUCCAGCAGCAGAUCGCAGAAUGUGUUCACUUCUCCAAGGACAAUAAAAGGGCUGUGCUGAAUGUGUGUUUUGCCUACACUUCUCGUGAUGAAAUAUGUGCAGCCAUGCGUGAAAUGGCAGAAGGUGUUCAGCUCGGCCUCAUCAAAGAGAGUGAUAUUUCAGAAGACCUGAUGGAGAAGUGUUUGUUUACGUCUCAGUCCCCUAACCCUGAUCUCCUCAUUAGAACCUCAGGAGAAGUCAGACUGAGUGAUUUCCUUCUCUGGCAGACCAGUUAUAGUUGUCUUUCCUUUGUUGAUGUUUUAUGGCCAGAAUUCAGUAUAUGGCAUUUAUAUGGUGCUAUUCUUCAUUAUCAAAGAAACUAUCCAGUAAUUAAGCGUGCUAUAGAGUCAGAUCUGUGUGACAGAGAAAGAAAACAGAGGGAAUCGGACUAUAACUGUGUGUUAUCCGAGUGUGAAUCCACAGACCAAUCCAAAAACUCUGUGUCAGACCUUGUCUUACAAUACGCCAAACAUAGGGAAGCACGGAUAGAACAGUUUGUGCAUCAUGUGAAUUCCAAGAGACUUCGUUACUUUGAGGAGUUAGCCAGUAGACAUAAAACAGUUCAUGUUUGACAGGAAAAAAUAUGUAGAGAGACAAAAUUAUUUACUGUAGAUUACAAUGAUUAUUUAUAAAAGAGCAAAGUAUAUGAAUACUUAUGAAAUUUAACACAAGUUUGUUCAUUACAAUCGCAAUAAUAUAAUUGAAAGGGCAUUUGAAAUAUUUACAUGUUACUGGUAUUCUUUAUUAAACAUGAAGGUAUAAUUUUAGUUUGUCUGAAGUUGGCAAGGUUAUUCAGUUGUGCAGUAGUUGCAGACCUUGACAAUUAAAUAGAUUCAACCGUAUGAAAAAUAGUUAUGAAUAUUCAUAAAUUUAAUGAUUUUUGACAGCUUGUAAAGAUGCAAAGGAAUAUCAGUACGUUAUAGCUGUCUAUGACGAUUUUGUAUGAUCAGUUAAUGAGAGAAAGAAAUGAAUGUUUAAAUCAU